AUGAGAAGUAGAGAUGGAUUAUUGCUUUUUCAAUAUUUUGUAAAUGACGAAAUCCUUCCCGUCAAGAUUAGGGUUUUGCAUAUGCGACAGGGCUAUAUAAAUACGGCGCUUUAGAAUCCGUCUGCGACUGUCGUAGAGGCGUGAGGGUGAGGGUGAGGGGGGGCGUUUAGCAGCAGUACAGCAAAAAUGGGUAUUUCUCGGGAUUCCAUGCACAAAAGGCGUGCCACUGGCGGCAAGAAGAAGGCAUGGAGAAAGAAGCGCAAGUAUGAACUUGGUCGUCAGCCUGCAAACACCAAGCUUUCAAGUGACAAAACAGUGAGGAGAAUCCGUGUGAGAGGGGGCAAUGUGAAGUGGAGAGCCCUCAGAUUGGACACAGGGAAUUAUUCUUGGGGCAGUGAAGCUAUCACCCGCAAGACCCGUAUUCUUGAUGUGGUGUACAAUGCCUCAAACAACGAGCUUGUUAGGACACAAACCCUGGUGAAAAGUGCAAUUGUUCAGGUGGAUGCAGCUCCAUUCAAACAGUGGUAUCUACAGCACUACGGUGUUGACAUUGGAAGGAAGAAGAAGGCAGUGGUCAAGAAGGAAACAAUAGAGGAGGGAGAAGCCGCAACAGCAGAGGAAACUAAGAAGAGCAACCAUGUAGUCAGGAAGCUGGAGAAGCGUCAGAAAGAUCGCAGACUUGAUUCCCACAUUGAAGACCAGUUUGGUGCUGGUAGGUUGUUCGCCUGCAUUUCAUCCCGCCCUGGUCAAUGUGGCCGAGCUGAUGGAUAUAUUUUGGAGGGCAAGGAGCUGGAGUUCUAUAUGAAGAAGAUUCAGAGGAAGAAAGGGAAGGGUGGUGCUGGUGCUUAAUUGUAUUUUUUUGGCUGUUCUUUUAUGGUCCAUCUAGAUUUCUUAUUAGGUGUUGCCUCCCUGUGCUGUGCUGUUCAAAUAUGGUGUGGUAGAUACUUGAGUAUAGUGGUGCCUACUAAAUUAUUGUGAAUUUGUGUGUGAACAAUUUUGCUAGUGUUUGUCAGAUGCUGGUUGGUUUUUAAGUUUGAUAAUCUAUUGGCACUAUUGGUCUUA
This is a messenger RNA of Malania oleifera, 1062 nucleotides long. RefSeq names its product small ribosomal subunit protein eS8-like. NCBI's taxonomy places the organism in Eukaryota, Viridiplantae, Streptophyta, Magnoliopsida, Santalales, Ximeniaceae. Gene Ontology annotation, biological process: maturation of SSU-rRNA from tricistronic rRNA transcript (SSU-rRNA, 5.8S rRNA, LSU-rRNA); translation. The transcript has 5 exons. Gene Ontology annotation, molecular function: structural constituent of ribosome. Gene Ontology annotation, cellular component: cytosolic small ribosomal subunit; ribosome. The record is from RefSeq and is a predicted model, not a curated record. The coding region runs from base 187 to 849 and encodes 220 amino acids.